Molecule: messenger RNA, 919 nt
Organism: Syzygium oleosum
Lineage: Eukaryota; Viridiplantae; Streptophyta; Magnoliopsida; Myrtales; Myrtaceae
Product: LOB domain-containing protein 4-like
Exons: 2
Coding region: 153-656 (167 amino acids)
Source: RefSeq, a predicted model, not a curated record
UUCUUCUUCUUCUUCUUCUUCAUCUGCUCCUCCUGUCUCAGUUCAUACAUCUUUAAGCUCACAUUAGUACCAUAGUUUGGUUGCUACUGUAAAUAUUAAUUAAUUGGCUUAAUGUCCUAAAGAAUAAGAAAAAGAGAGAGAGAAAGAGAACCAUGAAAGAGAGUGGAAGAAAACAAGGAGCGCUGUCACCAUGCGCGGCGUGCAAGCUGCUCAGGAGGAGAUGCGCUCACGACUGCGUGUUCGCUCCUUAUUUCCCAGCUGAUCAGCCCCAGAAAUUCGCUAUUGUUCACAGGGUCUUCGGUGCCAGCAAUGUCAACAAGAUGUUACAGGAAUUACCAGAGCCCCAGAGGAGCGAUGCGGUGAGCUCGAUGGUGUACGAAGCGAACGCGAGGGUGCGAGACCCUGUGUAUGGCUGCGUUGGGGCCAUAUCGUCGCUUCAGCAGCAAGUCGACGUGCUUCAGAACCAGCUCGCGCUCGCGCAGGCCGAAGUCGUCCACAUGCGCCUGCAAACGCAUCAGUUCCCUUCGACCUCGAGCUCAGCCAUCGACGCCGCCGGCAACGACAACUCGCGGGGGUGCGACUCGCAUUCCAGGCGGUCAUACUUUCCCCUGAACGAGGUUGAUCAAACCGACGUUGAGGACUCUUUGUGGUCAUGACAUGAUUUAUUUCUGAUGCUGCCUAUACUUUUCUCAUACAUUCGUUAGCAGAUCUUCGAACUUACUCACUAGCUAGCUAUAAAGUCGUGGUUCUCAUGCAUGCAAUCUCUCUCGUCCCCUCGGAUUUGUACCUGACAUCACGGAGCUUGACUGUUCAUCAGAAUGUAUAGCAAUAGAGAGACGUUUUCACGGGUGUUAAAACUUCUCCAUGAUCAUGUGUUAAUGUUUUAUAUAAAGUUUCAGAAUGGCUACAUUUCCCUAUC